CCGGUCCCCGUCCCCAUGGAGGCAGAGCCCCUGGGCCAGAAACCCUCUGGGAGGAGACGGGGCAGGGUCAGCAUCUCGCCCCCGGCGGGCGGCACCCCCGGUGUGGCCGCCUCCUGCAGCCGGUACCCUCUGAGACGAGGCAGUUCCUUCACAUUCCUGACUCCAGGCCCACACUGGGAUUUCACCCUGAAGAGGAAGCGCCGAGAGAAGGACGACGACGCUGUCAGCCUGAGCAGCCUCGACUUUAAGGAGCCAAGCACUAAACGGGUCCGGCCUUUAGCACGAGUCACCUCCCUGGCUAACCUGAUCUCUCCUGUCAGAAAUGGGGCAGUUCGACGCUUUGGGCAGACAAUCCAGUCGUUCACCCUUCGCAGUGACAGCAAAUCCCCUGGCUGUGCCCAGAAGUCAUGCAGCAGAUCUGCUGCUCCUACUCCCCCCAAGAGAAGGAACAGUGUCCUUUGGUCUGAAAUGCUGGAUGUCAACACGAAAGAAUCCCUGAGCACCAAGGAAAUCAAGCGCCAGGAGGCCAUCUAUGAAAUGUCCAGGGGAGAGCAGGACCUGAUAGAAGACCUGAAGCUGGCCAGAAAGGCCUACCACGACCCUAUGCUGAAACUCUCCAUCAUGUCUGAGGAAGAACUCACCCACAUUUUUGGGGACUUGGAUUCCUACAUUCCUCUGCACGAAGACUUACUGGCAAGUUUGGGAGAAGCAACAAAACCAGAUGGAACAGUGGAGCAGAUUGGGCCCAUCCUUGUGAAGUGGUUACCCCGACUCCACGCCUACAAAGGCUACUGCAGCAACCAGCUGGCAGCCAAAGCGCUCCUGGAUCAGAAGAAGCAGGACAGGAGGGUGCAGGAUUUCCUGCAGCGCUGCCUGGAGUCUCCCUUCAGCCGCAAGCUGGACCUUUGGAGCUUCCUGGACAUCCCUCGGAGCCGCCUGGUCAAAUACCCCCUGCUCCUCAAGGAGAUCCUGAGGCACACUCCCAAAGACCAUCCUGAUAUCCACAUCCUGGAAGAAGCCAUCUCCAUAAUCCAAGGAGUCCUCUCUGAUAUCAACCUGAAGAAGGGCGAGUCUGAGUGCCAGUACUACAUUGACAAGCUGGAGUACCUGGAUGAGAAGCAGAAGGAUCCAAGGAUUGAAGGCAGCAAAGCUUUACUGUGCCACGGGGAGCUGAAGAAUAAAAAUGGACACAAGCUCUACGUCUUCCUCUUCCAAGAAAUCCUGGUGCUGACGCGGCCGGUGACCCGCAACGAGCGCCAGGCGUUCCAGGUGUACCGCCAGCCCAUCCCUGUCCAGGAGCUGCUCCUUGAGGACCUCCAGGAUGGAGAUGUCAAAAUGGGAGGCUCCUUCCGAGGAGCUUUUGGAAAUUCUGAUAAAGCCAAAAACAUCUUCCGAGUCCGUUUCCAAGAUCCCAGCCCGGGCCAGUCCCACACGCUGCAGGCCAACGAUGUCUUCCACAAGCAGCAGUGGGUGAACUGCAUCCGCACGGCCAUCGCCCCAUUCCAGAGGAACAUUCCCGCCCCCGAGCUCAAGGAGCUGCCCGAGCUGAGCGAGGAGUCCGAGGAGAACAACCCCUCCGUGCCCAACCUCCCGGCCCAGCAGCGCCAGGCCGGAAUAUCCGAGAUGGAGCUGGAGGAGAGCGCGGCCGAGUGCGCUUCCAGCCUGGACUCGGGGGAAGCCAGAGGGCUGAAAUCCCACAGAACCUCAUCCGGGCACCGGAAAUCCAGGGAGAAGCAGCUCAGCGGGAAGCGGAAAGAAACGCUGGUGUAAGGAGGCCGAGGAGCCCCGGUGCCACCCUGGGGGAAAACUGUUAAUUUAUAAAUAAUUCCGUGUACAUUUUGUACCGGGAGCGCCUCGGGAGCCGCUCCGCGGAUCAGAUCCUGGGUUUAUGUUGGAAUGGCAGCUACUGGUGUGCAGUUACUGUUGGGCUGGGGUCUGUUUUUACACUUGGAAUCCACCAGGGGUUUCCAAAACCCUCGUGGCAGAUCUGAAGAGCAAAUUUGGGCUCCUGGAAGUUUUCCACAGCCGUGGUGGAGGAUGGAAAAUGAGGUGGAGUUAGGGCAGCACCGGGGGUUUUGAUCAACACUGCAAAAGUCCCGUAAGGGACUCAGCACCUGAAGUCACUCUGGUGUGUGGUUAUGGUAACUCCUGCAAAUUUGCAUGUUCCAAAAGGAAAAAUCCUACAAAAACAGACCCCAAGUUCAACAGGUUCUCAAUUCACCUACUGGAA
Molecule: messenger RNA, 2230 nt
Organism: Haemorhous mexicanus (house finch)
Lineage: Eukaryota; Metazoa; Chordata; Aves; Passeriformes; Fringillidae
Gene: NET1
Product: neuroepithelial cell transforming 1
Exons: 12
Coding region: 16-1770 (584 amino acids)
Biological process (GO): intracellular signal transduction; positive regulation of Rho protein signal transduction
Molecular function (GO): guanyl-nucleotide exchange factor activity
Source: RefSeq, a predicted model, not a curated record